Messenger RNA from Indicator indicator, 3830 nucleotides. RefSeq names its product ubiquitin specific peptidase 53 (gene USP53). The coding region runs from base 1 to 3330 and encodes 1109 amino acids. Gene Ontology annotation, biological process: response to auditory stimulus; sensory perception of sound; protein deubiquitination. Gene Ontology annotation, cellular component: cell-cell junction. The record is from RefSeq and is a predicted model, not a curated record. NCBI's taxonomy places the organism in Eukaryota, Metazoa, Chordata, Aves, Piciformes, Indicatoridae. Gene Ontology annotation, molecular function: cysteine-type deubiquitinase activity. The transcript has 15 exons.
AUGGCAUGGGUGAAAUUCUUAAGGAAACCUGGAGGUAACCUUGGAAAAGUUUAUCAGCCUGGAAGUAUACUGUCCCUGGCCCCUACCAAAGGCUUGCUGAAUGAACCAGGACAAAACAGCUGCUUCCUUAAUAGUGCUGUGCAGGUGUUAUGGCAACUUGACAUAUUUCGCCGAAGUUUAAGAGGUUUAACUGGACAUGUGUGUCAGGGAGAUGCCUGCAUAUUUUGUGCUUUAAAGGCAAUAUUUUCCCAAUUCCAACACAGUCGAGAAAAAGCACUCCCGUCAGAUAAUAUGAGACAUGCCCUGGCAGAAAGUUUUAAGGAUGAGCAGCGUUUCCAGCUUGGAUUCAUGGAUGAUGCAGCAGAAUGCUUUGAAAAUAUCCUUGAGAGGAUUCAUUUUCACUUGGUGCCAAAUAGUGAAACAGAUAUGUGCACUUCAAAAUCCUGCAUUUCUCACCAGAAGUUUGCUAUGACGCUGUACGAACAGUGUGUAUGUCGCAGCUGUGGAGCGUCAUCAGACCCGUUGCCUUUUACAGAAUUUGUGCGUUACAUUUCUACCACAGCCCUGUGUAACGAAGUAGAAAGAAUGAUGGAGAGGCAUGAACGUCUCAAGCCAGAAAUGUUUGCAGAAUUGCUGCAAGCAGCAAAUACUGCUGAUGACUACAGAAAGUGUCCUAGUAACUGUGGUCAAAAAAUAAAAAUCCGUCGCGUUCUUAUGAAUUGUCCUGAGAUUGUCACAAUUGGUUUAGUCUGGGAUUCAGAGCACUCUGACCUGACGGAAGAGGUCAUGCGGAAUCUGGCAACACAGCUUUAUCUUCCUGGGCUGUUUUAUAGGGUUACAGAUGAAAAUGCCAAAAACAGUGAACUUUUUCUUGUGGGAAUGAUUUGCUACACAAGCCGACAUUACUGUGCCUUUGCCUUUCACACCAAGAGUUGCAAAUGGGUCCUGUUUGAUGAUGCUAAUGUAAAAGAGAUUGGAACAAAAUGGAAAGAUGUAGUCUCCAGAUGCAUUCGAUGUCACUUUCAGCCAUUGUUGCUCUUUUAUGCUAACCCAAAUGGCACAGCUGUAUCUCCAGAAGAUGCUCCAAAGCAGAUUAUUCACUGGUCUCAAUGCAAAGCAGCAGGAGGAAAUGGGGAAGACUUGGGAUUUGAAAAGCAUGCUGCUCCUAAAUCAGACCACAUGAAAGAGAAUGGAACUGGAGACCACACUAAUCAAAGGAGUAAUAAAAAACUUCAGCCAGAUAAUUCAGCAUUCAGUAGAAGCCAUAUUCAAGCUAGUGGUGGUAGAGGUCCAGCUAAGUUAUGUUACAGUGAUCAAAAGGACAGGCUAAAAGACAUAUCCAGAGAGUGUGCUCAGAAAGCUGCUGAUAUGAAAAGCUUCUCAUCGUUGCGAAAAGAUGCAGACAGAGGACCAAGAAAAGAGUCUGGAAAACUAAGAGAUUUGAUUGGGGAAGAUCGUUCCAGUGUCAAGUCAGGAUCUCCUCCGGUUGGGAAUGGAUUUAGGCACUGUGCUGAUCAGCGCAUAUACAGCAGCCAGGGAAAAGGCUCCUGUAAGCAUGACAGUGCACCUCAUCAAGCAAAGCUUUCUGCACAGGGGCUUGGAUCACACAAACCAGAAGCUUUUCCUGCUGGGGAGAAGCCAGUCAUCAGGACCCGGACUGAUGGUGUCACUGGCUAUGAUACAGACACCAGUCAAGACUCAAAGGACAAAGGAAGUAUCAGCAGCAGAAGCAGAAGUAAAGGUUGGAAACCAAUGCGAGAGACACUAAACGUAGACAGCAUUUUCAGUGAGGCUGAGAAAAAACAGCAUAGCCCAAAGCAUAAGGCAAAUCCCAGCACUAAAUCUAAGCAUGAAAAGGAGCGAAGCUUUAACCAUUGGCCAAAGGAGAACUAUAUUCAGAAAGGUUUAAUGACUAUAUAUGAAGAUGAAACAAAACAGGAUACAGGAAGUCGAAGCUCACUGGAUUCAGAGGGCAAAGGGAACGCUGAUAAAAGCAAAGGAUUUACAGAAAGGAAAGUUCAUGGUGAUAACGGGCAAAUUCAGAGGACAGAAUCUGGAUAUGAAAGCAGUGAUUAUAUCAGCAAUGGAUCUGCAAAUCCAGACUCACCUGUAAUUGAAGGAAUCAUUCCAGCAGAUGUCAAGAACGUUAAAGAAAGUGCUUCCUGCAGUGAACAGAGCUUGUCAACCAAAAAAGCUGACGGUGUGUUACAUUCAGUAUCACAGCAGAACAGAAAUUUUUAUGCCCCAGACCUGAGGAAAGACCAGAUCAGUUCAGAAGUUAACUGCAGACCUCAUGUUAAUUUCCCAGCAGAAUUACAUGUGCAGGUGCCCAGCCCUCUGGUGAAAAGAGUUGAAAUGCCUGACACCAGCAGGAAACUUUUUCCAUCGUCAGCUCUACAACCAGUUCUUAAAGAGAUUAUUAAGUCAGAGAGUAGGAGUAAGGUAAAUGAACAGAAUUCUUCAGAGUGGUUCAAUCCAGACAAAUCUGAGAAGAUGAAUGUGUCAGUUUAUAGCGCUGAUGGCGUGUCCCAGCCCUAUGCAGAUACUCUCUGUGGAAGGAAGCCAAUCAACAGUGACCCUCACUCCUCUUCCCAGCCACAGCCUCAUCAUGCAAGAACAUUUGGUCCCAAGAUGGGGUUGGCACCUUGUGUGCCACAGAACCUGUCAGAAAGGCCUGUGGUACUUCCCCCUCCUCUGGGUGAGCAUGCCGGGCACCCACCCCAAAAGGUGGAUGCUCUUUGGGUACCUGAAGCAGUGUACCAGAAUCUUCCUCCCCCUUUACCACCAAAGAAAUAUGCCCUGAAUACUUUUCCAGGAUCAGAAAAUAACUCGGCAGCUGAUGUGAAAUGGGCAGAAGUGUUGCACAAUAACCCGCAGAGGCAAACCGGCGCACCUCUGAAAUCUGCAUCAGAAGCAGGCAUAUUUACAAAUGAACAAAGGCUUAAAGAGCCAUUGCAAGGGAACGAGCUGUUUGUUCACAAACAGGAUUCUCCAUCUCGCUUACCAGUUAAUGACUUCUGGAUGGUGUCUGAAAACUUUCUCAAGAAAGGAUCUCGCCAUAUGGGACCAAGUCCUGGCUACGUGGAUGGAAAUGAUAGUGUAGCCCUAACAACUUAUUUUUCAGUAGAUAGUUGUAUGACUGACACGUACAGGAUGAAAUAUCAUCAGAGACCCAAGCUGUAUUUUACAGAUAGUGGAAACUUCCACAAGGAAAAGCAUCCUCCGUCAGCUGGAGAACUGACUGCAACAUACCAUGCUCCUGAGCCCAGGCAUCCCAUGCCUGAGCAAAGAUACAAAGCAAAUGUUGAAGGCAUCCACUGCAGUAGAUGAAUUCUUCAAAAUCCCAUAAAAUCCAGAUGUGACUUUUGCAUUUCAUGCAGUCUGUAAAUGGGCACAAACUCUGAGCCUCUGUGUGAUAACAAGGUACCCAGUUGACUGUACUUGGCUUAGGAGUUAUGACUGCUUAAAUGAAUAUGCAAACAGAGGAGAAGAGGUGCUAAACUUCUGGUUCUUUGAUUUGUUACACUAGUUGCCUUAAUGCUUACCUCUGUUAGCCAGCUUGUCUUCUACAGUUUGUAUUAAAAAUGGUCCCUUUGGGCAUACGCCUCUUCAGCAGUGGGAUGAGCUAGAUGUUACUGAUUUUGUAAGAAGAUUUAAUUACAGUUUAAAAAGUGUUCCUUCAGACUGUGGUCACUACAUACCUGGACUAACAAAAGGGAUAAACACAUUACUACAUGUAAUGCAAUAAAUAUAGUUGUAAUAGAGCAAUAUUUGUCCCAAUAGGUAGCAGGAGGUGACAUGGGUUUUUUGUUUUUCUUUUUCAACUGACU